GCCGAGCGAGGGCGCGGACGAGGCGACGCCGCGCCAGCAGGCGUCACAUGGAGGCAGGGCGCCGGGGACGUCUGUGCCGUGGACCGCUCCUCUCCGUCUCUCUCUCUCCGCCUCUCUGAGGGACCGCUGAGCGUCUCGUCGUGCCGGAUACCGGGACCCACGAUGCCCCUGUUCGGGUGGAUGAAGUGGCCGCGCGGGGAGAGCGAGCGGGUGCAGGGGGUGCCCAAGGCGCCGGGCGGGCCGAGCCGCACGCUGAUGCGCGAGCUGCUGUGGCACGUGGAGGAGCGCGAGCGGCUGGCGCGGGAGGUGGAGCGCGAGCACCGCCUCUCCCACGGCACGCUGGGAUACCACUGGCUGCGGAGCUACCCCAGCCUGCGCUCGCUCAUCCCGCCCUCCGAGCGCCAGCAGCUGGAGUACCUGUGCGCCCAGAUCCAGCCCGCGCACACCGCCACCGUGCUCUCCAGGUUCCGUGAAGUGCUGGCCAGCAACAACAUCCUGCCCUGGGAGCUGGUGUACGUCUUCAAGCAAGUCCUGAAGGACUUCCUCAGCAAGGAGGAGGAGGAGGAGGAGCGGCAGCCGCUCCGGCCGAUGGAGGCGUGGACCAACCGCUACCAGAUGAAGCAGGGCUUUGUCACGCCCACCGUGCCCGACUGCGGCGAGGUACACAAGGAGGAGAUCCCCACCAUCUCCAGCUACGUGGACCGCAGCAUGCGCGGGGCCUGCCCCUACAUCGCCCAGAGGGACUGGGACCUUCCCUACUACUACCCAACCCCCUACAGCUGCUCCGAAGCCUACAGCACCACGCUAUAAUACAGCCUCCUCCCUGCCCUCUGUCAUGUCUUAACUGACUCUCCUGGGACAAGAUGGGGCCCACACGGCUUCAAAAAGGAAAUCUGGACUCUUCGAACAGACCGCUUUCUAUGGUAGUCACUAACUUUAAGUAGAGGACCAUUUCGUUUUUAUUCGUAAGGGACAACUUUGUGUGCACGGCCAGA
This is a messenger RNA of Megalops cyprinoides (Indo-Pacific tarpon), 995 nucleotides long. RefSeq names its product retinal degeneration 3 like (gene rd3l). The record is from RefSeq and is a predicted model, not a curated record. The transcript is spliced from 3 exons. Lineage: Eukaryota; Metazoa; Chordata; Actinopteri; Elopiformes; Megalopidae. The coding region runs from base 163 to 810 and encodes 215 amino acids.